Molecule: messenger RNA, 2436 nt
Organism: Lacerta agilis (Sand lizard)
Lineage: Eukaryota; Metazoa; Chordata; Lepidosauria; Squamata; Lacertidae
Gene: SLC15A1
Product: solute carrier family 15 member 1
Exons: 23
Coding region: 121-2262 (713 amino acids)
Biological process (GO): oligopeptide transport; transmembrane transport
Cellular component (GO): membrane
Molecular function (GO): dipeptide transmembrane transporter activity
Source: RefSeq, a predicted model, not a curated record
UUGGCGCCAGGCCAGCGGCAGAGGCUUUAAAGAACAAAACCCCGUCCGCGUCCUCCUUCCCUCCGCAGCGUGCGCUCGCCCGCCUCAGCAGGACCAUCAGUACCAUCCGCGGGCGCCCCGAUGGAGAAAAAUACAGGACUUCAAGGCCGUUCGCCCGGUUGCUUUGGCUACCCGCUCAGCAUCUUCUUCAUAGUCAUCAAUGAAUUCUGCGAAAGAUUCUCCUACUAUGGAAUGCGAGCCGUGCUUGUGCUCUACUUCAAGUAUUUUCUCAACUGGAGCGACAAUCUUGCUACAGCCAUUUACCAUACAUUCGUUGCCCUCUGCUACCUCACACCUAUCCUUGGAGCGCUUGUAGCUGAUUCCUGGCUGGGAAAGUUCAUGACCAUUGUUUCCUUGUCGGUUGUGUACACAGUUGGGCAAGCGGUCUUGUCGGUAGGCUCCAUACAUGAUUUGCUGGAUCAAGACAGGGAUGGUCAAGUAGAUAAUGUUGCGAUUCCCAUUGCUUUCUCUAUGAUCGGUUUGGUCCUUAUUGCUUUUGGAACGGGAGGAAUCAAGCCCUGCGUAUCAGCCUUUGGUGGAGACCAGUUUGAGGAUCAUCAGGAAAAACAAAGAAAUAGGUUCUUCUCUAUAUUCUACCUGGCCAUUAAUGCUGGAAGCCUUCUUUCUACUAUAAUCACACCAAUUCUUAGAGGGGUAGAAUGUGGAAUUCACGUCAAGCAAAAAUGUUACCCUCUCGCAUUCGGUGUUCCUGCUAUACUAAUGGCCGUUGCACUGUUUGUGUUCAUAGUUGGAAGCACCAUGUACAAAAAAGUUCGACCUCAAGGCAACGUAAUGGUCCGCGUUGCCGGAUGUAUUACGUUUGCUAUUGGAAACAGAUUUAGACAUCGCAGCAAGCAAUACCCCAAGAGGGAGCACUGGUUGGACUGGGCCAGCGAGAAGUUUGAUAAACGACUUAUUGCCCAGACAAAGAUGGUCUUAAGAGUGCUGUUCCUGUAUAUUCCUCUUCCCAUGUUUUGGGCACUUUUUGAUCAGCAGGGAUCACGAUGGACAUUGCAGGCCACAACAAUGGAUGGAGAUUUUGGCCCUGUUCAGAUUCAGCCAGACCAGAUGCAGACUGUAAACCCAAUCCUCAUUGUUAUAAUGGUCCCAGUUGUAGACGCUGUUGUUUAUCCUCUAAUUAAGAAAUGUCACAUAAAUUUCACGCCUCUGAGGAAGAUGACAGUUGGCAUGUUGCUGGCUGCUUUGGCAUUUGUCGUUGCUGCUGUGGUGCAGGUGCAGAUAGACAGAACUAUUCCAGAAUUUCCUGCGGCAGGCCAAUCCCAAAUCAAAGUAAUAAAUAUGGGGAACAGCAGUGCAACAGUUCGCUUUGCUGGUACCAAUCAGAAUGCUGAAGUGGGUUCUGCAAAUUCAACAGGCUACUUCACUUUUGACACAGGAGAGUUAAGCAAUAUUGAAAUAAACUAUGGGAAUGAAUUUUCAAAUCGAACAUUUGUUUACGUGGGAAAAGAACGCCACACCCUUCAAAUAUCAAAUAGAUAUGGGGUCCAAGCUGAGCUGCUUGUGGAUGGCAUCACAGAAAAACCAGAGCAAGGAAACAAUGAGAUCAGGUUCAUAAACAACAUGGAUUCAACUAUUAAUAUCACUAUGGGUGGAGUUACCUUUGGAUAUGUGGAUUAUUUUUCUCCAACAAACUACACGGCUUUCCAAAGAGGAGAAAAAGAAAUCACCAUUACCAUUCUCAGCGAUCUUCGUAACUGCAGUGGCAAGUCUUUGACAUUUGGGUAUGGCAGCGCUUACACUAUUGUAGUAGAGGGGUGCAACAGCAGCGAAGUACUCCUCAACUAUGUUGAAGACAUUCAACCCAACACAAUCAGUAUGGCCUGGCAAAUUCCUCAGUAUUUCAUUAUUACCUGCGCCGAAGUGGUCUUCUCAGUCACUGGACUGUCGUUUUCAUAUGACCAGGCUCCUGCAAACAUGAAGUCUGUUUUGCAAGCUGGAUGGCUGUUGACAGUGGCUGUGGGAAAUAUCAUUGUUCUUAUUAUAGCUGGAGCUUCAAAAAUUGAAGAACAGUGGGUAGAAUACGUUCUGUUUGCAGGUUUACUAGUUGCAGUUACUGUUGUUUUUGCCAUCAUGGCCUAUUUUUACACUUAUGUGGAUCCAGUUGAGGUUGAAGCUCAAAUGGUAGAGGAUGAAAAGAAGAGGGAAAAGGAACUGUCAUCUUAUGAAAAUGGAAAUGCACCCGUUUUACAGACUCAGAUGUGACCAUACACUAAAGGCUGAACGGGAACAUAAACUGUCAUCGGGACAACUGCAUCUCUAGUCCGAGACACAUAAUUGCUGCCUUCUCACUGGGCAGGGAUGGUUAGUGAACACCGUCAAAAUACACCCUCCCUCCCGAGGGCGAAGAUUAAAAAAUCUGUUCUCCUGUGAAGAAAA